AACUGUUAGAAACAUUCCUUUACUGAUAUUAUAGACACUUUUUUCUGAUCUAUCUACUUCUCUUCCCUACUUUAUCCCCUGAAAAAAUCACUAAACUUUCAUCACCCAAAUAUUCUUUUUAGGCAAAAAGUUUACCAACUUGUUCUGUUCAUUGAUGUUUUAGUAUCUUAGUUAGAGCUAUGUUCAUUUAGACUUCAAAAAAUAAAAUAAACAUCCAAAUGAACACUCUUAGAUUCCUUGUGUACCUUCUUUUACUGUCAUGCUCUACCAUUACUUCCUGCAAGGCAGCUAAUGAGGAUGCUGCACUCGAUCUAAAUGACGAUGUUUUGGGCUUAAUCGUGUUCAAAUCAGACCUCGAUAACCCACCUGAAUUAAGCUCAUGGACUGAGGAUGAUAGAUCUCCAUGCUCUUGGAAAUGCAUUCAAUGCAACCCAUCGACAGGUCGGGUUAUUGGGGUCUCACUCACCGGGCUAGGCCUAUCCGGGAGGUUAGGAAAAGGGUUACAAAAGCUACAAAGCCUAGAAAUACUCUCGCUUUCUAACAACAAUUUUACAGGUGAAAUAAGCCCUGAAUUACUCCAACUUCCUAAACUUAAAACACUUGAACUUAGUAAUAACAAAUUUGCAGGGCAGCUCCCUAGUUCAUUUUCUAAGAUGAGUUCAUCUCUAAGAUAUCUCGAUCUGUCGAAAAACCAUUUGUCUGGUCCAUUGCCCGAUAACAUUUUCCAAAAUUCUCAGUAUUUAAGCUACCUUUCUUUGUCAGGAAACUCUUUUGAAGGUCCUAUACCGAGUUCGAUUUCCAAAUGUGAUCUUUUAACUGGUUUAAAUCUCUCAAACAAUCAUUUCUCGGGUAAUCCAUUUGCCCAAAAUGGUGGGAUUUUUGCUUUAAAUAGGCUUAGAUUGUUAGACCUUUCAAACAACUUACUAUCUGGUAGUAUUCCUACUGGUUUCUAUACCUUGCAUAAUCUCAAGGAAUUACAUUUACAAGCUAACCAAUUCUAUGGUACUAUCCCAUUUGAUAUAGGCCUAUGUCCCCAUUUGAUUAAACUUGAUCUUAGCACUAAUUCCUUCGUGGGCGACAUACCCGUUUCGUUUGGGACACUAAACAGUCUGACUUUCCUUAGCUUAGAACACAACAUGUUAUCAGGUGAUUUUCCUCAAUGGGUAGGAAAACUGACCAAUUUGCAACAUUUUGAUGUUUCAAAAAAUGGUUUAACAGGAGUUUUACCCAUGUCAAUGGGUGACCUUAAAUCACUUCAAUCUUUUAGUGUGUCAAAUAACAAGCUAAUUGGAAAUGUGCCCAUUUCAUUAGGUCAGUGUACUCAGCUAAGAACCCUUAAACUUAAGGGUAACCUUUUAAAUGGGAGCAUCCCAAUAGAGCUGUUUUCAAUGGGAUUGGAAGAAAUGGACUUGUCAGAAAAUAGCUUCUCUGGCUCGAUCCCACUGGCUUCAGGUCAACUUUUGGAGUCAUUGCUUGCUUUGGAUUUGUCAAAGAAUGAUCUUUCAGGGGAUAUCCCACCAGAAAUGGGACUGUUCUCUAGCUUAAGGUACUUAAAUUUGUCUUGGAAUAACCUUCAUUCUAGGAUUCCCCCAGAAAUUGGGUACCUUCAGAACUUAACAGUUUUGGAUCUUAGAGACAGUGCCUUAUAUGGGUUUAUUCCUGGGGAUUUAUGUGAUUCAUCAAGCAGCUUGUCUAUACUUCAGUUGGAUGAUAAUGCCUUAACUGGCCCUAUUCCAAAGGAAAUUGGAAAUUGUUCUUCAUUGUAUUUAUUGACUUUGUCUCACAAUAAAUUGAGUGGACCGAUUCCAAGCUCAAUGUCCAAGCUAACGAGGCUCGAGAUUCUAAAGUUAGAGUCAAAUGAGCUCAUCGGGGAGAUGCCUAAAGAGCUCGGGACAUUGCAAAAUCUUCUUGCAGUAAACAUCUCCUACAAUAAGCUCAUUGGCAGGUUACCUCCCGGAGGAAUAUUUCCUAGCUUAGAUCCAAGUGCAUUACAAGGAAACUUGGGACUUUGCACACCCUUAGUGAAAGGUCCUUGCAAACUAGAUGUGCAAAAGCCGCUAGUCCUUGAUCCAUACGCAUAUCCCAACCGAAUGCAUGGUAGCAAUGAUGGGGACGAGACAGCAAGAAGUUUAGAUCAUCACAGAUUUCUCAGUAUCUCAGCCAUAAUCGCGAUAUCAGCAGCUGUGAUCAUAGUAUGUGGGGUGAUAGUAAUAACCCUAUUAAACGCGUCUGCAAGAAGGAAACUCGCCUUCAUUGACAACGCAUUGGAAAGCAUUUUCUCGAGUUCUUCUCGUUCAGCAACACCCUCGGUAGGCAGGCUAGUGCUCUUUGAUUCAAGGACAUCAGGAAACCUGUUUGCUGAUCCCGAGUCGCUAACAAACAAGGCCUCAGAGAUCGGAGGAGGGGUUUUUGGGACGGUUUACAAGGCUUCUAUAGGGGCGGAAGGGAGGAUCGUGGCAGUUAAGAAACUCUACAUGUCCAACAUACUUGAGUACCCGGAAGAUUUCGAUAGGGAGGUUAGAGCGCUAGGUAAAGUACGAAACUUAAAUGUAGCUUCCCUUAGAGGGUACUAUUGGACUCCUCAAUUACAGCUCUUAGUAUCAGAUUUUGCCUCGAAUGGAAGCCUACAAUUUAGACUCCAUGAAAGGCCACUAAACAUGGCUCCUUUAUCAUGGUCUACACGAUUCAGAAUCUUGCUCGGAACAGCAAAAGGGCUCGCGCAUUUGCACCAUUCGUGCAACCCACCGAUCAUACACUAUAACUUGAAGCCUAGUAACAUCUUACUAGACGAAAAUUACAAUGCUAAAGUUUCUGAUUUCGGGCUUGCAAGAUUUCUUACUAAGGUACAAAAUCAUAACAUAAUUGGCAGUAGAUUUCAGGGUGCACCAGGGUACGCAGCACCAGAACUCGCGUGCCAGAGUUUAAGGGUUAACGAAAAGUGUGACGUUUUUAGUUUUGGAGUAAUCGCUCUAGAGAUCAUUACAGGAAAACGACCUAUCGAGUAUGGGGAAGAUAAUGUAGUGAUAUUGAAUGAUCAUGUAAGAGUGUUACUCGAGGAAGGACAAGGUUUGGAAUGUGUCGAUCGAAGCAUGGGAGAAUACCCGGAUGAAGAAGUGUUGCCUGUUAUGAAGUUAGCAUUGGUUUGUACUUCACAAAUUCCUUCUAGCAGGCCAUCAAUGUCAGAAGUUGUUCAGAUUCUACAAGUUAUCAAGACUCCUGUACCUAAAAGACAAGAAGCUUAUUGAGAAUUUUAAUUUUAAGGUGGGAUGUCAAGAAAUUGUUUCUUUUUCUUAAAAAAAAAAAAUAAUUAUCAAUGUUUUUAUGAAAUUAGGGAUUGAUAAUGACUAUCUUGAUGUCAUUUUCAUAUGGAUUGUGUUUGAUUAUUACCUUAUACUUAAGUUAUGGCAUUGAAGUAAUGUUUCAGAA
Messenger RNA from Amaranthus tricolor (Joseph's coat), 3426 nucleotides. Its product is annotated as probably inactive leucine-rich repeat receptor-like protein kinase At3g28040. Gene Ontology annotation, biological process: protein phosphorylation. The record is from RefSeq and is a predicted model, not a curated record. The coding region runs from base 219 to 3245 and encodes 1008 amino acids. NCBI's taxonomy places the organism in Eukaryota, Viridiplantae, Streptophyta, Magnoliopsida, Caryophyllales, Amaranthaceae. Gene Ontology annotation, molecular function: ATP binding; protein kinase activity; protein binding. The transcript has 2 exons.